Molecule: messenger RNA, 843 nt
Organism: Nerophis lumbriciformis (worm pipefish)
Lineage: Eukaryota; Metazoa; Chordata; Actinopteri; Syngnathiformes; Syngnathidae
Source: RefSeq, a predicted model, not a curated record
AUGACGGACAAGUGGCAGAGCGCCAUGGAUCACGCUGUCGCUGUGGCGCGAAAAGCCGGACAGAUGGUGCGUGAAGCGGUGGGCAGCGUGCAGUCGGAGGCGGUGAUGCUGAAAAGCUCGCCUAUCGACUUGGUGACGCAGACGGACCAGAAAGUGGAGAAACUCAUCAUUCACUCGCUUAAGGAGAAAUUCCCAACUCAUUGCUUCAUUGGGGAGGAGUCUGUGGCGGCAGGAGAAGGUUGCGUCCUGAGCGAUAAGCCCACCUGGAUCAUCGACCCUAUCGACGGCACCACCAAUUUUGUCCACAGCUUUCCUUUUGUUGCAGUUUCCAUCGGAUUCGCCGUCAACAAGCAGGUGGAGUUGGGCGUGGUGUACAGUUGCCUCCAGGAUGAGAUGUACACGGCGCGCCGUGGGAAGGGCGCCUUCUGCAAUGGGCGCCCGUUACGGGUUUCUCACCAGCAAGACAUCCAGCGAUCCAUCAUCGCCACAGAGUUCGGCUCCAACCGCGACCCGGCGGCGGUGGACAAGAUCUUUUCCAGCCUCAGGAACGUGGUCAGCAUUCCGGUCCACGGUGUGCGCGGCGCCGGAAGCGCCGCUGUCAACAUGUGCAUGGUAGCGUCGGGACGCGUGGAGGCUUACUACGAGAUGGGAAUCCACGUGUGGGACAUCGCUGCCGGAUCAUUGAUAGUCUCCGAAGCCGGCGGCGUCCUAAUGGAUGUGGAAGGAGGCCCGCUGGACUUGAUGUCUCGCCGCGUUCUGGCCGCCAAUAACCGCAGCGUCGGCGAUCGGCUGGUCGAUAAAAUCGACGCCUUCACAUUGCGGAGAGACGAUGACGCCUCGUGA